Caenorhabditis angaria is the source of this 2125-nucleotide messenger RNA. Lineage: Eukaryota; Metazoa; Nematoda; Chromadorea; Rhabditida; Rhabditidae. The record is from the annotation of a GenBank genome assembly.
AUGACCAAUCUUCAAUUAGCUUUGUAUGGGUUUUCACCAUCUCAGCGAAAUUUAGAGCCUGCUGGAUUAUUUUAUGAAACUCGUUUGAUUCGUGAUAAAUUGACAUUAGGAUUAUGCACAUUGCCGAUUUACAAAAAUUCUCCUAGUUUGGAAAAGAAAGUAGAAGUAACUACUUCUGAAGAACCGGUUGUUGUUGAAUUGCGGAAAGAGUUAUUUGACGCUGAUAAUGAAAAAUAUGAGAAAUACUUGAUGAAAUUGGAUCCAAAUGAUACCAAAAAUCAGGAUCAUUAUAAAGUUUUAGGAUUAUCCAAAUUGCGUUUCCAAGCUACAGCUGAUGAAAUUAGAUAUUGCUGUAAGUUGGAAAAUCAAAAAAUAUUUUUUAUAAUGUCAACGUUUUGUUUUCAGAUCGGCAAAAAGUUCUUAAACAUCAUCCAGACAAAAAGAAGCAUCGUGGAAUUACUCUAGAAAAAGAGGAAUAUUUCACAUGUAUCACCAAAGCUUAUGAACAAUUAGGAAUGGGUGAAGCAAAAAGACAAGCUUUCGAUUCCGUCGAUCAUAAAUUCAACGAUCAAUUGCCAAAUGAAAAAUCGAUCAAUCAUUCGAACUUCUUCACUGAACUUGCUCCAGUAUUUGAAUUGAAUGCUAGAUGGUCGAAUAUUCAACCAGUUCCAAAGCUUGGAACUAAUGAAGCUACUCGUGAUCACGUUGAAACCUUCUAUGAUUUCUGGUUCAGUUUCUCUUCAUGGCGUGAGUUUUCGUAUUUGGAUGAAGAAGAUAAAGAAAGAGGAGAAGAUCGUUGGGAAAGAAGAGAAAUGGAGAAACAAAAUAAAGCUGAACGUGAAAGAAGAAGAAAGGAAGAAGGAAAAAGAAUCAGAAAAUUGGUUGAAAUGGCUUAUGCUAAAGAUCCAAGAAUUAUUCGAUUCAAAAAAGAGGAACAAGCGGUUAGUUUUGAAAGAAAAACAUGAAACAAAUAAUUGAUUGAUUUUCAGAGAAAAGAUAAAGCAAAAGAGGAUAAGAAAAGAGCUAUACUUGAAAAGCAAGAAGCAAUUGAACGCGAAAAAAGAGAAAAAUUAGAAGCUGAACAGAAAAUCAAAGCUGAGCAAGAUCGAAUUGCGAAAGAAGAAAGAGAUCGUGAAAAGAAGGAACGAGAAGUUCUGAAAAAGGCAACAAAUCAACAAAAGAAGCGACUUCGACAACUUGCAGAUGCUGCUGGACAUUGGACUGAAGUUUCCAGUGAAAAAUUAGCAGAAAUGGAGAGAAUUGAACGAGUGAGUUGAUUGUAUUUCAGAAAAUUUGAAUAGAAUCUCAAAAAAAUGUGAAUUUAUUUCAGAUCUGUCUUGGUUUUUCAUUGGAUCAAUUGAAAGAUCUUUGUGAACGCAUUGAAAGUUUGAGCUUUGCUGCUGAUAUUCAACAAACACUUGGAGAUGCUGAAAUUGCUAAGAAGAACGGAACACCAAUUCCAAAAAUGGAGGAGAAAAAUAAGGAGAAUAAAGAGCAGGAAAAAGUUGAGACUUGGACAAGUGAAGAGAUUCAAUUACUUGUGAAAGCAUCGAAUACUUUCCCACCGGGAACUGUUGAAAGAUGGAUUCAAAUUGCUGAUUAUAUUAAUGAACAUCGGAAAGAUCAAAGUUUGCCAAAGAAAAAUGAGAAACAAGUUAUAAGACAGGUGAGUUAAUGAAUUUAUUUCGAUAAAUAGAAUUGGUCAUUUUUAUUGUGAUAUUAUUUCAGUGCAAAGCUGUUCAAACAAUGAAUGUGAAAUUGCCGUCAACAACACAAAAUUCGCUUGGAACUGCUUUACCGGACGAAGAUGUUUGGUCUGCAUCAGAGCAAAAAUGUUUAGAAGAAUGUCUGAAGAAAUAUCCAACAACUGAUGAGGAUAGAUGGGAAAGGGUUAGUAACUUUUUCUAUGGGAAAAUUUUUGGGUUUUGUAAAAAACAAAAUUUGAGUUCAACAGAAUUUUUCUGUAGAUGAAUGCAUAAGUUUUGAAAUGAAAUUUCUUCUAAAAAUGUUUUUUUUUGUCUAAAUCAUUAUUUUGCAGAUCUCAACUGAAAUUGGCACAAAAUCCAAAAAAGCGUGCAUUCGUCGAUUCAAAUAUCUUGUCAAUUUGGUCAAAAAUAAGAAGUAG